Molecule: messenger RNA, 2885 nt
Organism: Pygocentrus nattereri (red-bellied piranha)
Lineage: Eukaryota; Metazoa; Chordata; Actinopteri; Characiformes; Serrasalmidae
Product: myeloid-associated differentiation marker homolog
Exons: 1
Coding region: 326-1171 (281 amino acids)
Cellular component (GO): membrane
Source: RefSeq, a predicted model, not a curated record
AGACAUUUAUUCUCAGUCUGUGUUGGAAAGGGCACAGGAUAUGUUCUAGGGAGCAAAUCUGACUAGAUUAAGUCUGCUUCGCUUCUGGAUUAUGUAUAUUAUGCAAGUGGAGGGGAGAGGAGUGAGAGAAAGAAAGAAAAAAUUCUGCAGCACAAAUGGAUGUCUUAAUGUGGAUGACUUCAGUAAAUUACUGGAGUUCUAAGGAUUCUAUUGAUUUCUGAAAAAGAACAUAAGACCAAAGUAUUACAUGGUCUAACAUUUUAAAACUAUUGACGAGGAAAAAGUAUAAGAGAUCUGCGUGACAACAGAACGAUCAAGGAUUACAAUGGUGUCUGUGGAUUUAAGAUCACUGAUACUGCCAGUGGGAAUAGUGCGGAAUUUUGAAUUUGUCCUAACUUGUAUCUGCUUCAGUCUUGUGGCCUCUGAGGGCCACAGGAACUCAUCAUACUGGGCCUGGUGCAUGUUCACUUGGUGCUUCUGUUGUUUCAUGACGCUUUUCAUCCUCAUCCUGGAGUUCACUAGGCUCAACAAUAAAGUGCCCAUCUCUUGGGAUGACUUCACUACUGCCUUCGCCGUGUUGGCCACACUUUUGUUACUAUCAACCUCGAUCAUCUAUCCUACCAUCUACGCUUGCCCUACCUGCAUCAGGCAGAUUUGUGCCUCUGUGGUCUCCUGGAUAUGUUUGGGGCUAUAUGCUAUAGAAGUCUGGUUGGCCCUCAGAAGACCUGGCGAGAUCAGUGGUUUCCUCUCCACUGUUUCUGGCCUUUUGAAGAUCCUGGAGACUUUUGUGGCCUGCAUCAUAUUCACCUCCUUGGAUCCUACAAAAUAUAACUUACGUGGGCUCCAGUGGUGUGUAGCCGUCUACUCCUUGUGCUUCAUUUUUGCCUUGCUCAUCAUCCUCCUUACCAUUGGUAGACUGGUGUCAGCAUUUCCCUUUCCUUUUGACAAGCUUGUCACUAUCUACAACAUCGUUGCUGCAGUGAUGUACAUGACUGCUGUGGUCAUCUGGCCAUUAUAUGCCUUUGAGACAUACUCACGCCCUAUUAACUGUGAUUCCUCGUGUUGGGAUAAGUUGGUGGUGGUGACCUUUAUGACUGCAGUAAAUGUCUUAGUCUACAUUUUUGAUGCAGCCUACUCCAUUAAACUUGUAUUCUUUAUCCGACAGGAGUGAGGCGCGCCAAAUUUUUUGGUCUGUCAACACCACCUGAUUAAGUAUGGACAUAAGAUACUUUGCCACAAUUACUGAUAAUCUUAUUUUCAUUGUAUGUUUAUGAAAAAAAUUAAAUGUAUGUAAGAAGUUGUUUCCCCUAUCUUUCAUUGUUUUCUGCUGCUGCAGUUGAAAUGAAUGACUAUUCAUAUCGCUGUUGUUGGAACAAAACCUUGUAUCUACAAAAUGAUAACUUUACAGGAAAAGGAAAAAACCUACUUUACUUUUAAUGUAAGACGUUUAUCCAAGUCAUUUUGAGCCAUUUCUUUUGGUCCAUCAUGAAAUUUACAAAUAACAUAAAUGGUAAUAGGUACUUUUAAAUUAGGUCAAAAACUGAAAAAACAUAUAAUUAAUUGCCAGCAGCACUUUGGACCACAGUGUUUGUUCCACACAUUAAUAUUUGAUCUCCUUUCCUUUUUGUGGUCUGCUGUAUUACAGGACGUUUUAAGAUAAAAAUGGUUUGGUGACCAUAUUAUGUAACCACAAUAAAAUAUAUUUAAAACCCAAAACAGAGCACACUGUUCACAGAAACCAGCAACUUGUUAAACUAUGCUUUCUUUCUUUGGCUGUAUGUUUAUAUAUCUGUCUGUUUUUCUUUCUUUCCUUUCUUUUUUCUUCCUUUCUUACACAAUGACAUCAUUGUAUGCAUCAACUGUCACAUCCCCCUCUAUAGGUCAAAGUAUGAGCUGUAGCUAUAGAAACAUCCACCACAUUAAUAUAAUUCAUAUAUUUUAAGAAAAAACAUGAAAAAUCCACCUUAUGUCUAUAUUCAGUUACAUUUUCUAAAUUGUUUACUCUAUCAAAAAAGCAAUAAUUAAAAAGUAAAAAGUAAGUAUAACAACAUUUUAAAAAUCAUGUAUGCUGGUCCUAUCCCAUUCCACCAGCUCCAAAAAAGAUUUAGCAUACAUUUAACAUGCAUGUGUAACCAGAGUACUUUAGUAUUAAUAUAAAGCAGUUAUGAUAUUUAAAAUAAUUUUGUAUUUAUCACCCCCCCCACAAUUUCGCUUUUCAAAAAUAAUAAGAAGCAGAGGAAGGACAGAAAUUUUGUUUAAAAAGAAAAGUCUUUUCAAAGCAGUCCACUACCAGAGGAAAUGAGGGGGCAGGUGGUGCUGUAUGGAUGAAGGACCUCACCAAGAUAAGCAGGGCCAAGACCAUUAAAGGCCAUGAUGCUCUCAAACAUACACACUCAUGAUGAGCUCAGACAUCACUUAUUGUCUUUAGAAUGUGACAUCCAUAUCAUAUCAUUCAUUUCUCUUUUUCCACAGAGCAAACAAUUCCAGGUGUGUUAUUUUUAAGUUGGUUAAGCAAACUUUGACCUUUUUACCUUUUCAAAUCAAAGUAUGAAAUGACCCUGUCCCACCACUUUUACAUUAGGAAGUUUACUUAUAUCCAAAGUUCAGCUCUGUUAAAUUGUAGCAACUACUAACAUGUAAGAUUGCGAAUUGCAGCCGUUGGAAUAUGGGUGGUCAGUUGACAAUGGAUUUAGAAAUGUAUCUAAUAUAAAUGACUUGAUAAAUUACUUUUAUGAUAUUCUAAGACUCUUUGUAGAAGACUGGAAAUAAGACUUUUGUUGUUCUGUGCUCUUUAGAUUAUGUUAAUGAGCUCACAUAUUACUUGCUGUCUUAAGAACGUAAUAUUACACCCUAACAUUCAGAUUGUUCAUUUUUCUGUAGAUGCU